ACACCAUGUGGUUCCCUGUCACCCUUCUCCUACUGGCCGGCGUGGCCGUGGUCACAAGCUCAUCUGACCACAAGCAUGCCUGGGAAAUGGGAAACGAGUAUGAGUACCUUGUACGCAGUCGGACAGUGGCAGGCCUUGACAAGUUGAAAGAACAAUAUACUGGAGUUCAAAUAAAGGCUAAACUCAUCAUUCAAGUAAAAUCGCCAGAGAUAUUGCAAAUGAAGCUAUCCAAUCCACAGUAUGCUCGUCUACACACCACAUUAAUGGAUGGGCCGGAUACCGAACUCCCUGACAAUAUGCUGGAGUAUCUCGAGAUUCCAAUGUCAGGAAAGACAUUUGCGGCCACAUUGAAGCACGGAGUAAUCCGGAAUUUAUUAAUCGAUCGUAACGUUCCUACUUGGGAAUUGAAUCUCCUCAAGAGUAUCAUGAGCCAGCUGCAGAUUGACACGCAGGGCGAAAACGCGAUAAGAGUUAAGAGCGCCCAAGUUCCAAUGGACGAAAAUUCUUCCGUUAUGUUUACAGCCGUAGAAGAUUCUGUCGGUGGAAAGUGCGAGGUUCUAUACGAGAUCUCACCGUUGACCAAAGAUGCUUAUCUAGACAAGGUACCUCUUCCAAAUUUACGAGGUGAGGAAAAUUAUUACGAAGUUACGAAAUUGAAGAAUUACGAGAAAUGCAUGCAGCGACAAAUUUAUCAUUACGGCCUAGAAGAUCCAUUGCACCAUAAUCACGGAAAACUCUAUACACAGGAUAAAAUGUUUUCGGAAAUAUCUACGACUCAAAUGAUUCUCUCGGGCAAUUUGAGAGAAUUCACUAUUCAAUCCGUCGUGACGAACAAUCAAAUAUCCGUUAGACCUGGAAAAACUGAUCCUUUCAUUGGUAAUGUCUACAGUAUAUUAAAAUUAAAUUUAGUCAAAAUGAACAAACUAUCCAGCCUUCUACUUGGUCCACACGAAUUAAUCAACCUCGAGUCUACUGGAAACCUAAUAUAUACGUACAAUAAUCCAUUGUCUGACUCCGAGAACCCAAUGUUACCGAGCAUCAGUAUAAAUUCUGAGCAAAUGAGAUCAUCAGAGAGUUCUGAACGAAAUAUGGAUGACCAGGACAGCUCCGCUAGUAGCUCCAGCAGGGAGGAUCAUACUUUGUAUAAGAGUAAUAUUUCGCCUAUGAAAAUGGCAAUGUACAUGGUUCGAAGAAGUCCGCUGUUACCCGUCACAAACAUGGAUCGAAUCGAGGAUUUAAUUCAUGAAAUGGCUGUUACAGUAAAUUUAUCUAAUGACACGAAACUAAGUGUAACAGAAAGAUAUGUUUUCUUAAAGAACCUUGUUCGUACCAUGAACCUUAAGCAGAUUGGUGAAUUAGAAGAACGUGUAUCCCAUAAUCAUAGAAUUCAGGAUAAAGAUUAUAAGAAUAUUGUCUGGAGCAUCAUCCGGGAUGCUAUUACACAAGCCGGAACGAGACCUGCUUUGUUGACUAUUCAAAAUUGGUUAAAGAAUAAAAGAGUUGAAGGCUUAGAGGCGGCACGAAUUGUAUCUCAAAUUCCUAAACAUACUCAAGAACCAACAAAAGAAUAUGUCAGAACAUUCUAUGAAAUAUUGAUGGAUCCAUCCAUAUUGAACCAGACACCCUUAAAUAUGAUUGCACCAUUAGCAUUUGCCGAAAUACUCCGUAAAAGUUAUGUUGGUAUUUCCCAUCCGAUGCGUUUGGAGCGUAUGACUCUCAGGGAUAACAAUGAUAUAGUCAACCUUUAUAUUCCUUAUUUAGCUAGAGAACUGAAACAAAGCUUGAUAGAAAAUAACAGUUUAAAAACUCAAACAUAUAUUAUGGCACUUGGUAGAAUCGGCCAUCCGAUGAUUAUCUCGGUCUUGGAGCCGUACAUAGAAAAAACGGAGCCAGUAUCGCAGUUCCAACGUUGGCUCAUGGUAUCAUCCCUGGCCACCUUAGGCAUAUCGAAACCGAAAUUAGUUGGACCAAUUCUCUAUAAGCUCUACUUGAACGUACACGAAGAUCAUAAAAUACGUUGUAUGGCCAUACAUCGAUAUAUCAUGAGUAACCCACCUUUGAUUAAGUUGCAACGUAUAGCGAAAUCUACUCAUUACGAGUUGAACGAAAACUUAAACUCUAUUAUAAAAAGUACAAUAAAGAGUCUCGCUAUGACGAAACGACCGGAAUUGCAAGAUCUCGCUAUUAAGGCGCGCAGUGUCAGGCAUCUAUUAAAUCUGAGAGGGUUAGAUAAAUGGAAUUCGAUAGGUUACUACACGGACUUGGAUGUCGGCGGUAUUAGGGGACUUAAUCUGCAAACUGUUAUGGAUGACGAUAAUAUAAUACCCGCAUUUAUGCGCAUUGCCAUGAAUACUGCUUUCGAUUUCUACGGCUUAGCUACCAUGGAAGCUGAACAUGCGGUAUCGAGUGUCAGGCAGCUUUUGGAUCACUUGAACAUCGGGCUUAUGCAGAAUGAAGAAACAGAUCAAGAAAUGCACAAAUCACGCAUUGAGAAACUGAUGAGAGUACUUCAGCUUAAGACCAAACAACUGGACAAGUUGGAAGGACAUAUCUAUGUCAACACAAUAUUCGAAACUCUAUUCUAUCCCUAUGACGGUCGAACUCUUCAAAUGAUUUUCUCUCAGUUAAAAGAUUCCCUCAAGAGGGACCAACAAUGGGAUUCCGUUCUCUUCAAUAAUUACGAAACGACAUUAAGCUUCCCAACCGAAAGUGGCCUGCCGUUCAUGUAUACUUUGGAAUCACCAAUGAUUAUAAAACAGAAAGCUGAAAUGAAAAAUGAUGAACUUUCGCUUAUGAAAAGAACUGGGAUUAUCAGUAUGUAUAUGGCCAAUAAGGUUCAGAAGCAAUUCGGUUUUAUAGUACCUUUCGAGCAUCAACAUUACAUCGCUGGUAUUGAUGUCAAUCGAAUGAUGCAAUUACCAUUACAAUAUGAGAUCGAACUCGAUUCAAGCCAAAAACUUAGUCUCGGUAGGUUGAAGAUUCGUCCAUUACCACAAACUCAAAUGUCUCCGAUGACUGUGUUGCAUCUCAGCACCAUUCCCUUUACCACGCGACAAAAUCAUCUUGAUCUUCAACCUCUAUCUCUUAGUAAAAACACGCAUCUUGUACUAAUAGACAAAAAACAUAAAACUCUAUUAGACAAAGAUUUAAUUUCUAUCCGAUUAGAAUCUGAUGACAAAGAAAUAGAAGAAUUUUCUAAAAAAAGUGAUAUUACACAAAUGAUAUUAGAGCUCUUGAUUAAAUUACGAGCGAUACCUAGCGGCCAAUAUCGAAAGUUGGAUAUUUUAAUGAAUCCUGAACAGUUAGUAAAGAGUAUAUUACAGGUAAACAUUAUUCAUGAGAAAAUGGCAAUUGAUACUAAAUUACUAUUACCAGAAGAACUAUCAUUAGCAGAUUCACCCAUUAUGAUUCCUUUAAAAAAUGUGAAGCCAAAUAGUGAAAAGAGACGAAAGGAGAUUAUGACAGGUCUCAGCAGAGGCCUUAACUCGGGUGAUGUUCAUGUAUUGGAUAUAAAUUUGAACUUACCGGCGCUACAAAAACAUCAAAUUAUCACCAUUGGUUGGGUGGAUAGCAACGUAGACAAGAAGUCUAAAGCUUAUAUGUAUUGGAAUUCUCAAAUGUCGAUGAAGGAAAAACCGUUAUCUGAAAUUUGCUACAUGCAUGAAAUGCAAGAUUCAACGGAUACUCCUCUGAAUUUCGAACGCAUGAUGAAACACGCGCCGAAAAGUAAGAUCAGAGCUGAAUUGCAAUAUGGAGAGAAUUGCCAUACAGGAAACAAACUUGUUAUUGACGCGAGCAUGUCAAGAAGUGACCUAAUGAAGGAUUUAUUGGAGAAUUCCAGAAUAGUCAAGCAAUGUUGGGAAGACAUUCGAAAGGGGCGUAAUGUACUGCAGGCUUGCCAGCAGGCCAUUGAACUUGCUCGAGUGAAGAAUCAGGCGGACAUUUCAGUUCGGGGUUCAAUAAUUGAUUAUAUCGAAAAAAUGAUUGAAAAGAUUGCUGACUUUUUAUCACAUCUCUUGCCACACUCACGUAUAAAACUAACAAACCCGAAAGAUUCUGAUACAAGCACUUACGAUAUAAAAAUGACUAUGUCACCUCUGGAUGUAGUCCCGCCGGCUUACUUAGACUCUCCGCGAGAUGUUACUGUACCCAACAUGGAGCACACAAAUUUCGAAAUGCAAGAGUUAUUAAAGGAAAAUGCCAUGCUUCGUAAAGAAGAAAAAAGAGCUUCGUGUACCAUUGAUAAAAACAUGAUCCUUACUUUCGAUAAGCUGCUUUAUCCUGUGACAUUGGGAACUUGUAAGCACGUGCUGAUGACCACUUAUCCGCAAAGGGAUCCUGAUAUUCCAAGAAAUAAGACAAAUAUGGGUGUACUUGCCUUACUUCGUGAUGUCGAUGGUACCAAAUACGUCGAUCUAUUGAUGGAGAUGCAUGAAAUUAGUUUGAAGAAAAUAAACGAUGAUUUUAACGUUGAAAUCGACGGGAAUGAAAUCACUCUGCUGCUGGAUAAAAGCUAUCGACUACGCGAAAAUGACGAGACAAUUCUCGAAAUUAUCAAGCUACCCGACCAUUCGGUCGAAAUAUUUUCGGACAAAUCUGAUAUCAGAAUACUCUAUGACGGAGAACGUAUUCAACUAUUGGUAACCGAUAAAUAUCGCAAUGCCCUACGCGGUCUCUGUGGCAACUAUGACUCCAAUCCCAGCACCGAUUUCCUCACUCCUCAGAAUUGCCUCGUAAAGAUACCCGAAGUAUUCACCGCUACAUACGCCUUGACUGAGGAAGAUUGCCCUCAAAAAUACAUUAUGGAUAACAAACAAAAAGCCGAACUUAUGCAGUGCCAACAAUUGCCAAUGCAGCAAUGGAACAACGUUAUUAACGAUGUAGAAGCAGGAAGAAUACCGUCAUAUGAACAUUGGGGCUAUCAUCACAAUAAUCUCAAGAGAAAACUAAACCUCAAUAAUGAUAAACCAUAUAGUCUCGAGAAACAUGAUUUACCAGCCGAGAACAACAUUGUCUAUCGCACAAAAGUUAUUUUAGAAGACGAAAAUAUCUGUUUCACAAGCAAACCUAUACCAGUAUGUCUUGAGGGUACCAGGCCUAUGGAAAGAACGACGAGGAAGUAUGACCUCUAUUGUCAACCAAGGAACGAGGAAUCUCUAAUAAUGAAACGCAGGAUCGAGCAAGGCGCUAAUCCAGAUUUUACCCGAAAACCUAUUACUAGGUUACACACUUUCCAAGUUCCUGUCGUUUGCAACGCGUAAUUUGAUAAUAUCGAAAUGAUAUGACGACCAUGUAUACUUAAUUAAAACGACCUCUUUUUUAGUUUUUCUUUUUUUAGA
Cyphomyrmex costatus is the source of this 5339-nucleotide messenger RNA. It is a transcript of the gene Vgn, whose product is annotated as vitellogenin. Bases 6 to 5261 code for a protein of 1751 amino acids. NCBI's taxonomy places the organism in Eukaryota, Metazoa, Arthropoda, Insecta, Hymenoptera, Formicidae. Gene Ontology annotation, molecular function: lipid carrier activity. The record is from RefSeq and is a predicted model, not a curated record. Gene Ontology annotation, biological process: lipid transport. The transcript is spliced from 7 exons.